Chaetomium strumarium is the source of this 1195-nucleotide messenger RNA. RefSeq lists its product as uncharacterized. The transcript has a single exon. Gene Ontology annotation, cellular component: mitochondrion. The coding region runs from base 115 to 990 and encodes 291 amino acids. Lineage: Eukaryota; Fungi; Ascomycota; Sordariomycetes; Sordariales; Chaetomiaceae. The record is from RefSeq and is a predicted model, not a curated record.
AACUCUGCGUUCCGGCAGGCAGUUCGCAACUCAAGCUCCUAAUAAAGACGGUCUUUUCCCAGCUCCUUCAUCAAGACUGAAACUCACCUAAGGUACCUUACGCUUCCUAGGACGAUGCGCGGCUCUCUCCCCCGCCGACUGCGGUCUCCCCGCCUCCCAGUUCCUGUCCUCCGGUGCGCCUUUUCCUCGGCCGCGCUUGCGCAUCCAAUUCCGGAAUCCACCCCGGAAGCCGAGCCAUCUAAACCGCCAACACAGCAGCAACAGCAAUCACCACCAGUCAACCAGAAUGCCGCUUCUCCCGACUCCGAAACCACCACCACCACAGCGCACACCACCAGCCCGCCAAUAAACCCACCGCUAAUCUACCCGUCCGCCCCGUCGCCGCACCACACCGACCUCCCCACCUUCCUCGCCUACGCAGAGCGCACAAACCUCGACCCGUCCUCCACAGUCUACGUAGGCACGCACUUCGAGUACACCGUGUCCGACACGCUCGCGCGGUUCGGCCUUCAUCUGCGACGGGUCGGCGGCGUCUCGGACUGCGGCAUCGACCUGCUCGGCACGUGGUCCGUCCCCUCUUACCCGAGGCGGGCGCGUCCGCUGCGGGUGUUGGCGCAGUGCAAGGCGGUGCAGCGGCCCGGUCCGCACCUGGUUCGGGAGCUGGAAGGCGCGUUCGUCGGGGCGCCGGCCGGGUGGAGGGGCCCGGUUGGUGUGGUGGGGCUGUUGGUGACGGAGAAGCCCGCGACCAAGGGGAUACGGGACGCGCUGGGCCGGAGUACGUGGCCCAUGGGGUUUGUGGCGUGCUCGAGGGAGGGCAGGGUGCAGCAGUUUCUCUGGAAUCAGAGGGCUAGGGAAGAGGGGUUGGAGGAGUUGGGUGUUACGGCCAGGCAUGUUAACGGGGAUGGUGAGGGAGAACCGGAGACGGAGUUGGUGUUGACUUGGAGGGGCAAGACACUGCCUUUCGGGUCCCGGGGAGAGACUGGGAGUUGACGGAUGGCUUGCUGUCGUGAUACAGUGAGUGACGGUGCGAACAAAAUUCCGGUCCUUGAGCGAUGGGGAUGGAACUCCGGUAUGCUACUGGAAGAGAGCUUGGGACUGGCAACUGACGUUGGCAGGAUGGACUACAACAUGCCACACGUCAUCGGCUCUAUUCCAGCGCCAUCUUGCCCCUCACAACAAUUCCAGGUUGAAUAUC